UUUAAGAACUAGAUUUUUUAGUGCAGUGUGAUUUUGUGUUGCAAUAAAUUUAUAACAACUACAUGUUAUAGUUUUAAUAAGUUAGUUUGCUGCACUGCUGUGAUUUUUUGAAAUAACAAUGUUACCAUUGCUUACCUUGUUGCCUUUUACGUUUUUACUGUUACUUAUUGCGCCUUCUUUGGUAUUAUUUAGUAAUAAUAGUUCUACUAAUCACAAUACUAAAAUAUCAUUCAACAGCAAAAUGAUAAAAGAAAUUCCAAGUAAUGACACGUGCGUGGACAACCUCUCACCAGCUGAAGAUUGCUUCCAACAUUUCAAAUUAGCAAUUAUAUGGUCACCAGGCUACGCUUACAAGCAAAAAGUCGAGAAUAAUGCACAAAUAAAAAAAAUAAACACAAAACCAGAAUGGAUAAUUCAUGGUUUUUGGCCAUCUAUGAAUAAUAGAACUGAUGUGCCCGAAAAAUGUGGUACAACUGAUAACAAAUUUGACGCUAACGGUCUGAAAACAAACGGACUGAUGGACGAACUUGAGGAAUGUUGGUAUUCAAUUUUAGAAAAUAAAACUAAUAUACAAUCUUGGGAGGAUGAGUUUGAAAAUCAUGGUAGUUGUGCGACUAGAGCCGAUCCCAUCAGAGAUGAUGUAGAUUACUUCAGAAAAACUAUUGAAUUGUUCUACAAUGUUAAUCUAGGUGGUAAACUCACUAGUGGUGAAUUCAAACCGGGUGAUGUAAGAAAGUUGAAGGAUGUAAAGAAUAUUAUUAACAAACAGAUUGGCGCUGAAGUUGAAGUUAACACAUUUAAAUAUAAAAAUCGAUUGAUUUUGACGGAGGUGUAUGUUUGUUACAAUUUGGCAUUGGAUAUGAUAAAUUGCCCUAAUACGAAUUCACCACAGGAUGAUUUGGAGAAUUACGUCAUUUAUUCAGCAGAUUUUCAAUAGUGUGAUCAUUGUUUUAAUAAUUUUGUAUCGACGUUAUCCGAAUCCCAAGUACUAAAUAUUAUAAUUGCAAAAG
Molecule: messenger RNA, 1010 nt
Organism: Amyelois transitella
Lineage: Eukaryota; Metazoa; Arthropoda; Insecta; Lepidoptera; Pyralidae
Exons: 3
Coding region: 119-937 (272 amino acids)
Biological process (GO): RNA catabolic process
Cellular component (GO): extracellular region
Molecular function (GO): RNA binding; ribonuclease T2 activity
Source: RefSeq, a predicted model, not a curated record